Messenger RNA from Austrofundulus limnaeus, 899 nucleotides. Its product is annotated as protein FAM91A1. The record is from RefSeq and is a predicted model, not a curated record. Gene Ontology annotation, cellular component: cytoplasmic vesicle; trans-Golgi network. Gene Ontology annotation, biological process: intracellular protein transport. NCBI's taxonomy places the organism in Eukaryota, Metazoa, Chordata, Actinopteri, Cyprinodontiformes, Rivulidae.
ACGGAUGUAGCCACGAGCGUGACGAACGCCUCUUUCGAAAAUACAACAAGGAAGUGAUCGUUUAUUGUAGAAUAAAAACAAUUACCGGGGGCAAAAAAUAAAAGCAUCUCCUCUGACCUGGAGGGGAGGGUCGCUCCGCAUGUUUGUCGGGUGUCGGGGGAGCUGAAGUCACCGUGGACUCGCCCGAGAGUCCGCUUUUUCCCCCCCCCGAUCGACUCGAAGGAUUCUGCUAUACAGCUAGCCUGCUAGCUAGCUAGCGAUGAACACGGACGUGGAAUUUCACAUCAGGCAGAAUUACCCGUGGAACAAGCUCCCAGCUAAUGUCAAACAGAGUUUGGGGAACUCACAGCGUGAGUAUGAGAAACAUGUGCUUCUGUACAGCAUCCGCAACCAGCUGCGAUUCCGCAAUAACCUAGUUCGCCAUGUCAGGAAGGAUGAGCGCAAGUAUUAUGAGGAGCUGCUGAAAUACAGCCGGGACCACCUGAUGCUGUACCCGUACCACCUGUCGGACAUUAUGGUCAAAGGGCUACGAGUCACUCCGUUCUCUUAUUACAUAGGAAUCAUGGAGGAUAUAAUGAACAGUGAGAAGAGUUAUGACUCCUUGCCCAACUUCACUGCUGCUGACUGUCUGAGGCUGCUUGGCAUUGGGAGAAACCAGUACAUUGACCUUAUGAACCAGUGCAGGUCCUCCAAAAAAUUCUUCCGCAGGAAAUCGGCCCGGGACCUGCUACCGGCCAAACCGGUGGAGAUUUCUGUGGAGCCGUGGUGGGUGGCACAAACUGGCUACAUCACUGAGGAAGACAUUAAGGUUUGUUCUCCAGCAGAGAAGAAAGCCAUUGAUAAGAUGAUCGAUUCAGGUCCUCAGCUGGCUGGAACAAUGGAGUACAAUGUGGUCUUAA